Aspergillus aculeatinus CBS 121060 is the source of this 2383-nucleotide messenger RNA. RefSeq names its product putative GARP complex subunit (Sac2). The record is from RefSeq and is a predicted model, not a curated record. Gene Ontology annotation, biological process: retrograde transport, endosome to Golgi; Golgi to vacuole transport; endocytic recycling. Gene Ontology annotation, cellular component: GARP complex. The transcript has 5 exons. The coding region runs from base 232 to 2256 and encodes 674 amino acids. Lineage: Eukaryota; Fungi; Ascomycota; Eurotiomycetes; Eurotiales; Aspergillaceae. Gene Ontology annotation, molecular function: syntaxin binding.
GCUGUGCUUGCAAACUCCCCACCACUUCGGACUUUGAUUUCUCUUCUUCUCUCCUUCUCACCAGGUGCUGGGUAGCACUCAUUCUUUUCUCUCACGUCUUUGUCAAGUCAAUUCUACCUUUUGGGAAACCUUCCCACCUUUGAUCCACCUUUCCCUCUCUCCCCUCCCCCCCUCAAUGAGGUCCGGGAAGCUGUCCGGUAUCCGCACCCUUCUCCGUGCCGGCCUUCUACGAUGUGGCUAGACCGCAUUGCUGGCCAUUCGACUCCCUCGGGCCAGGUUGACAGUCGCAGCAAUUCCCCUCUUCCUCCCCGAAGAACAUCCUCUCGCUUAUCGCCUAACAUACAUAACAACCGUCCCGGGUCCAGUCGACAAACUUCCUCCUUAUCCGUCCUCCUGACUCCUAGUGAUUCGACCACCUCCCUUCCCGCAACCGCACGUGGUGACAGAUCGCCGCUGAGACAAAUCGCUGCAAGAUCCCGCCCCUCCGAUGUUGCUGACCCGCUCGAUGUUCUGAAUGGCAUUCUUGGGAAGCAGAAUGCCAACUGGGACUCGUCUCCGGAUGUGGACUUCGACUCGAAGCCUUCGGAACUUGUGGAGGACAUUGACUUCCAAGGGCUGAGCUUGGAGGAUUUUGUCUCCAAGAAGGAUGAACCGAGACGAAUUAUCAGCACUGAUGUCGGUGCUCAGACCGUUCAGCAGUUCGAAAGAGAACAGAACAAGUUUCAGGAUCUACAUUCGGCUAUCACCAGUUGUGACGAAGUCUCGAGCUCGAUGGAGACAUAUUUGAACGAUUUCCAGAAUGAACUCGGGACUGUUUCGGCAGAGAUAGAGACUCUGCAGUCUCGCUCAAUCCAACUGACUGCAAUGUUGGAAAACCGACGCAAUGUUGAACAGCUCCUUGGGCCUGCUGUGGAAGAGAUCAGUAUCUCUCCCAAAACAGUGAAGUUGAUUGCAGAGGGACCGAUCGAUGAGAAUUGGGUCAAAGCGCUCAAUGAGAUGGAAAGUCGGUCGGCAAGCAUUGAGGCCAAAGUCUCGGGCUCGAACAGCACCAAAUCCGUCGAGGACGUGCGGCCGCUUCUCACGGACAUCAAGAACAAGGCAGUGGAAAGAAUUAGGGAUUAUUUGGUGUCUCAAAUCAGAGCGCUACGGUCCCCCAACAUCAAUGCUCAGAUCCUCCAACAGCAGCGGCUGGUGAAAUUCAAAGAUCUAUACAGCUAUAUCUCCAGGGCCCACCCAGCACUUACGGGGCAAAUCACGCAAGCUUAUAUCAACACUAUGCGAUGGUACUAUUUGUCGCACUUCACGCGGUAUCGUCAAGCGCUCGAGUCAAUCAAGAUUUACCCCAGUGACCGGAACGAGGUUCUGGGAGGAGACCCGUCAGCUCACAAAACAGGCUCUGCAGUUGCCGGCAGUCGCGCAGGGUCUGCGGCGCACGACCCGUUUUCCCUAGGCAGGAGGGUAGAUAUUCUGCGGGCUGGUGCUCAGAUUGCCAUUUCUUCUUAUCUAGCAGAGGAAGAUAACUCCUUCCAUGGCCUUGAAGUGCCAUUCCGCAAUUUCAAUCUUGCCGUUGUGGAUAAUGUGUCUGCCGAAUACUCGUUCAUGACCGAGAUGUUCUCGACAUUGACCUUCCAACAAAUUUCGCGCAAGGCGGUCGAGAUUUUCGAACCAGUCUUUGGUCUGGGGCAAGCCCUGACAAAGCAGCUGAUCGAACACACGACGGAUGCGUUAGGAGUCUUGAUCUGCGUUCGAUUGAAUCAACACGCCGCUUUUGAGCUGCAGCGUCGCAAGGUCCCCGUUGCCGACUCGUACAUCAACGGAGUGAACAUGCAGUUAUGGCCACGAUUCCAGGUCAUCAUGGACACCCAGUGCGAAUCAUUGAAACGAGUGGCCGCGAAUACGGGUCGUAGUGCGGUAUCCGCUCUGUCCUUGGCCGGAGGCGACGAUCUGAACAAGUCGUCGGCGCCUCAUUUCCUCACGCAGCGGUUUGGCCAGCUAUUGCAUGGGAUACUGGUUCUCAGCAGUGAUGCAGGAGAUGAUGAGCCCGUUGCUAACAGCUUGAAGCGCUUGACAGCUGAGUUUGACAACCUUCUGACGAAGCUCAGCCGUAUUGGCGGUGAUGCGAAGAGACGGGAGAGAUUCCUUUACAACAAUUACUCGCUUGUUCUGGCUAUAAUUAGUGAUACCCAAGGUAAAUUAGCGGUUGAGCAGAAACAGCAUUUGGACGAGAUGCUGAAGAACGUGGGGAAGCGGUCUUGAUAAGAAACCGAUCGUAUCCUUUGUUGCAUUUAUCUUAUUUUCUGGUGUGCAUCGAUUGGUCCUACAUAUGUAUAAUUUUAAGCGUGCCAUAGACUCCAGUAGAUACUACUACUAUUUACCGUACCAU